AUGCACACUAGAGAAAAAGCGUACAAGUGUGAAAUAUGUUCGAAAAAGUUUACACGGAAAGAUAAAUUGGAAACACAUUCAAAAACUCACACAAGAGAAAAAUCGUUCACAUGUGAAAUAUGUUCAAAACAGUUUAUCAAGAAAGGCGGUUUAACGGUGCAUUUAAGAUUUCACACUGGAGAAAACCUGUUCAAGUGUAAAAUUUGUUUGAAACAAUUUACCCAGAAAAGCAAUUUAAAGGUGCAUUUAAGAUUUCACACAGGAGAAAAACCGUUCAAAUGUGAAAUAUGUUCGAAACAGUUUUUCCAGAAAUGUGACUUAAAAGUGCAUUUAGGAAUUCACACUGGAGAAAAACCGUUCAAGUGCCCAAUAUGUCCGAGACAGUUUAUGAGAAAAGACAGAUUAGAAACACAUUUAAAAAGGCAUACAGGAGAAAAACCGUUUAAAUGUGAAAUAUGUUCAAAACAGUUUACCGAGAAACGCUAUUUCAAGCUGCAUUCAAGAUUUCACACUGGAGAAAACCUAUUCAAGUGUAUAAUAUGUUUGAAACAAUUUGUCCAGAGAAGCAAUUUAAAGAGGCAUUUAAGAAUUCACACAGGAGAAAAACCGUUCAAAUGUGAAAUAUGUUCCAAACAUUUUAUGGAGAAAGGCUAUUUUAAAAAGCAUUUAAAAAUUCACACUGAAGAAAAGGAAGCGGAAGGAUUGUCUCCUAGCAGUUCUCGCGAAGAACAUAUUCAAAUUAAAUCCCGAAAAACAAUUAAAAACAUAAAGGUCUCUAAUUUUUUCAAAAUUAGUCAAGGACAGAGGAAAACAGACAAAACAGCAGUAUGCACUUUGUGUACAAGCAAAUCAACAAUACUUAAAAUGAAAAAUGGGGCAACUACGUCUUUAAAAAGACAUUUACAAAAUAAACAUAAGGAUUCUUAUGAAAAAGCUUUUCCGCAGGAGAAAAGAUUUAAUCCAAAUCCAAAUAGUUCUAGCUCUGUUAUGAGCUGGCUGCAGAGCCGGACAAAUCCAAGUAAUGAAUGUUCGGACGAGGUAAGCCGUAACUUAUUUUCCUACAUAAAUCCAGCCAUACAUUUGCCUGGUAGAAACCAAAUGAGAUCGCUUACUCUGAGAAAGUUUACUGAAACUCAAUGUUCAGUUUCAAAAAUUUUGCAGUUGAAUAAAUCCAGGAUAUCUUUUACAAUUGACGGUUGGUCAUCUAAUACAACUAGUGGAUUUUAUGGUAUCACUGCCCAUUUUAUUGAUGAUAAUUGGAAAUUACAUGCAACUUUAUUAGAUUUCAUUCCUGCCAAGGGAUCACAUACAGGCCACUCUAUUGCUCAAAUAUUUAAUAAUUCUUUAAAAUUUUAUCAUUUAGAAAAUAAUAUUCAAGGUGUAACAACAGACAAUACCAACAGUAACUUUACUUUUGCCACAGAGUUAGAAAAGUUAAAUGAAAAUUUUUAUUCAAGAGACAUGCAUUUUGUCUGUUUUGCGCAUAUUUUAAAUUUAGGGGCGCGUGAGUUUAUGCAAAUUCUUCAAGUUAAUAUUGAUGAAACAACCGAAGAAACUGAUACCGAAUCUGGCGAAGAAACACAUUGUUUGGAUUUUGAAAUUUACUGUGAUUCUCCAGUCAAAAAAAUCAAAGCUAUUGCAAAGAAAAUUAAAAAAUCGGAACAACUUAAAAUAAAUUUUGAAAAAUUUUGCGAAACUUUAAAUCUAAAAAUGAAAAUGCCCAGAUUAGAUGUAACUACAAGAUGGAACUCCACGUUUCAAAUGCUGUCUUGGGCCCUAGAUUUAAAAAAUGCCAUUAACGUGCUUUGCGACAAUGUGGACGACUUAAAGACAUUUCGAGUCACUAAUAUUGAGUGGUCUCUUAUUCAAAAUGUAUGCAAUUAUCUAACAGGAUUCAGAAUCAAUUUAUUACUAGAUAAAUUAGAAAAGUGGUCACGUAACUUGGAUCAAAAAGUUGAUAGGAACAACGUUGACGAAGCACUAAUAUUAUCGCUUCAAGUAGCUCGCGACAAAAUCUUAAAACAUUAUGACAAAACAAACUGGAUGUAUUGCGUAGUUUUAAUAUUGGAUCCGCGACACAAAGUUGAAACUUUCUCAGCCACUAAUUGGGGAAAAAGUUUAGAAACGAAGGCCGUUGAACAUUUUGAGAAAAUAUAUAAAACUACUUGCUACUGUGAAAAUGACGAAGAGUUGCAAAAAAAUGAAUUUAAUAGUUGCACUGACGCUGAAAACGAUGAAUUCGAUAUAGAUUUUUAA
Molecule: messenger RNA, 2256 nt
Organism: Psylliodes chrysocephalus
Lineage: Eukaryota; Metazoa; Arthropoda; Insecta; Coleoptera; Chrysomelidae
Source: the annotation of a GenBank genome assembly